Molecule: messenger RNA, 846 nt
Organism: Ceraceosorus guamensis
Lineage: Eukaryota; Fungi; Basidiomycota; Exobasidiomycetes; Ceraceosorales; Ceraceosoraceae
Exons: 1
Coding region: 63-617 (184 amino acids)
Source: RefSeq, a predicted model, not a curated record
GCUCGAACGCUGCUGAAUCACGAAUCACGAAUGUGGAUCGAUCGAUCCUCAUCAUCGUACCUAUGUCCGGCGACCAACGCACGCAUGCAACCUUAACGCGCGCACACGACUCGGCCAGGCCUGCCUGCCUUCUUCAACGCGCGCUGAUAGGUCCCAGGCCAGGCCUCUCUCUAGGUGGCCUCGACUUGGCUUGUGUGCGUGAUUUUCCCUCCGAUGAACGAAUGUGCUGGCAUGUGGACGCCUCUGAGUGUGGUACUGUCCCGAAGUCGCAUGCACAGGCUGGUGGUCAGCUCUUCGACGGGGCGUGCAAGCAAUCAUCAUUCACGAAUCACGAUCAAAGGACGCGGGGCAACGCAUGCGACCAAGCGAGGAACGGGUCCAGAAGUGCUUCCACUCGACGCUCAGCAGGGGCACGUCGAGCAGCAAGUGCCGAGCGAUCGCUUGGGAAGCAGCGUCAUUUAGAGCUUUCUUCUCGUCUUGCGUCUAGACCGCUCCAUUCAUCGCAUCCAGAGUCCUCGAAGUGCACCUUAAUUGUCAAUGGCCAGAACCUUUUCCACAUUGAGUUCGCUUGCACGAGGGCUCAUGCUUGGGCCAUCUGCUACUGCCCGGCUCCUUGACACACGUCGAGACCCGCCGCAGGAUGUUUGCACCUCUCCACAUAAGUCCAUGGCCAAGUCUCGACGGUCCGCGGUCAAGCUCGCAGUCGACAGCAGCUGAUGGAAAUGUGAAGAGAUGGACCUCCUCAACGCCUUUGAGCCAAUCACGGACUUCUAAGAGACCGGCCGAGCCGGCGACCGAUCGAGGAGCGAUCACGAUGUAAUCACGAAUCACGAAUCACGAAUGGUG